ACGAUGGUUGACUAUAAGCCGUUCCCCGUCAAAGAAAUACAUGGUGAUUUCUUGAUGGACGUCGUCGACAUCCUAUUCAAACACAUCGUCUUCACGAAUAAAACUGACAAGGUCGUUUUGUGGAAAAGCCCGGACAACUUGCAAAAUUUAUUCGACCUCGAGGUGCAACAAAACGGCGACGGCCACGAGAAGUUGUUGUCCUUAAUAAAGAGCACCAUAAAGUACAGCGUCCGGACCGGACACCCUUAUUUUAUUAACCAACUGUUUUCCGGUUUAGAUCCUUAUGGUUUAGCUGGACAAUGGUUAACGGAUGCUUUAAAUGCAAGCGUAUAUACUUAUGAAGUUGCACCGGUUUUCACGUUGAUGGAAAGUUGUAUAAUCAAAGAGAUGUGCAGGAUGAUCGGUGCAGGUUGGUCCGACGGCAUAUUUUGCCCAGGAGGAUCUACAGGCAACGGUAUAGCCCUCAAUUUGGCUCGAUACAACUUUUGCUCAAAUAUCAAGAGGAUGGGUUCAUUUGGGGUUUCACGUCUGGUGAUAUUCGCUUCGGAGGAAUGCCAUUACUCAAUCCCAAAAUUCACUUCCUUUAUCGGAAUUGGCGAAGAUAAUCUAAUAGAGGUUCCAACGGAUGAACUAGGACAAAUGAUACCCAAAGAACUUGAAACACUUAUACAAAAACAACUACAAGAAAAUAACACACCCAUCGCCGUUGUUGCUACAAUGGGCACAACUGUCCGUGGUGCUUUCGAUCCAAUUAAUCAAAUAGCAAGUAUUUGUGCAAGGUACAAAAUUUGGUUGCACGUCGAUGCUGCCUGGGGUGGUGGAUUGAUUUUCUCGCAAAGAUACCGUUCGAAAUUGAACGGAAUCGAACGUGCAAAUUCCGUGGUCAUCAACCCGCACAAAUUACUUGCAGUCCCUCAGCAGUGUUCCGUGCUUUUGGUUAGGGAUCCGAAUAUUUUGCACGAAUGCCAUUCGAAGGAAGCCGAAUAUCUAUUCCAAAAGGACAAAUACUACGAUAACACUUUCGACCACGGCGAUAAAUAUUUACAAUGUGGUAGAAAAUGUGAUGUUUUUAAAUUUUGGUUUAUGUGGAAAGCUAAGGGUACAUCUGGUUUUGCAAAUCACGUAAAUGAUUUAAUGGAAAUAGCGGAAUACUUUGAAGAACAAAUUCACGAAAGACGAGAAUUUAUGAUGGCAUCUAAACGGCAAUAUAUGAACGUUUGUUUUUGGUAUUUACCUAGAUAUCUGCAAGGAAAACCGGACAUAUUAGAAUACCGCGAUCAACUUCAUAAGGUGGCGCCGCAAAUAAAAGCUGUAAUGGUGAAACACGGAUCGGUGAUGCUAAAUUACCAACCGUUAAAAAAUUAUCCAAAUUUCUUUAGAUUCGUCUCUCAAAAUUCAGCAUUAAACAAAAAAGACGUUGAUUUUAUUUUGGAUUAUAUAUCUCAUAUUGGAAAAGCUAUAUAUGGAUAAAUUUUUAUUUAAAUAAUAAAAAAAGAAUUUUUGGAAUUUAGUAUAGGAAUUGUAAUGGAAAUUCUUAGAAUUGACACUGAUCGUAAAUUAUAAUAAGUAAUGUGUACUGUAUAAACUACAAACACUGAUUGUGACAAUGAAUGGAGAGUAAAAUGAUGAUAAUUACACACUGAUGCGUUUAAUGAUCAAAAUAAACGUGUUUUCAAAGAAAAUGAGGAGGCGAAUGUACCCGUAAAAUCUUGGUGUGUACGUCUACCUUCUGCGGCCAUAAUUUAUAAAUUUAAUUCAUCACACGAGACAUAAAAUACCACUUAACAUGUCGCAAAAAAUCAAAACAUCAAAAAAACAAAAACAAAAAAGUUUAAUGUUAAUACAAUUACAGAUAAAUAAAAUAAAUGGAAAUCUUACCUUUUGUCAGUUUAAAGAGUUCGAUAUUAAUUUACUGUAUUCUCCAACAAUGGCUAUUGUUUCAUGAAAGACCAAGUUUAAUAGCAAAAGAGACGAAAAGGACAUUUCACGUCGAUAUAAAUUACGUAUUACGAUAUUUUUGGUGUGAUUCGAAGUUCGAAGCUUAAGAGGUUUCGUCUGGAUUUCCGGUUUUACGGUUUAAGUUAAGGAAAUAAGAAGUGCAUAGAAACUAAUUAGAAAGAUCCCUAUGGAACCGUUGCCGUUUCCCGAUAUCCUAUCAAAAACACUACGUACACAUUUAAAGAUUUUUACGACGGUGAAUUUAUAGACUAUAAACGAAUUUUAUUGGUCGAGUUUUAUUAUUUCUAAGUUCUUGUAUUUUCAUGUCAGCAAUUGAAAGCGCCAUUUUUCUUAUUAUGUAAUAAAAUAGCUUCUUGUUUUUCCGUC
Molecule: messenger RNA, 2325 nt
Organism: Onthophagus taurus
Lineage: Eukaryota; Metazoa; Arthropoda; Insecta; Coleoptera; Scarabaeidae
Product: acidic amino acid decarboxylase GADL1
Biological process (GO): carboxylic acid metabolic process
Cellular component (GO): cytoplasm
Molecular function (GO): carboxy-lyase activity; pyridoxal phosphate binding
Source: RefSeq, a predicted model, not a curated record